UCGGAAGGGAAAAUCAUCUGGGAUCCGCGGAAAUCAUCAACGGGACUAUUUUGCAUCACUUAGCUAGCUCUCCAUCUGUCAACUUCUUCCGUUCCCGUCCUGUUUGCUGUCACAAACCGCCUCUUCGGCCAUGUCGGAGUCGUACGAUUUCCUCUUUAAAUUUCUGGUGAUUGGGAAUGCCGGAACAGGCAAAUCCUGUUUGCUUCAUCAGUUCAUUGAGAAGAGAUUUAAGGAUGAAUCCAACCACACCAUCGGAGUGGAGUUCGGCUCUAAGAUUAUCAGUGUGGUAAACAAAAUGGUCAAACUACAAAUUUGGGACACCGCAGGACAAGAAAGAUUCAGAUCUGUGACCAGGAGUUACUACAGGGGAGCAGCUGGAGCCCUGCUGGUCUAUGAUAUCACCAGUCGGGAGACGUACAACGCCCUUACCACAUGGCUGAGUGAUGCCAGGAUGCUGGCCAGUCAGAACAUCGUCAUCAUCCUGUGUGGGAACAAGAAGGACCUGGACGCCGACAGAGAGGUCACGUUUCUGGAGGCGUCACGCUUCGCUCAAGAGAAUGAGCUGAUGUUCCUGGAGACCAGCGCGCUAACGGGGGAGAAUGUUGAAGAGGCCUUCGUCCAGUGUGCUCGGAAAAUCCUCAACAAGAUCGAGUCAGGGGAGCUGGAUCCAGAGAGGAUGGGCUCAGGGAUUCAGUACGGCGACGCGGCCUUGCGACAGCUCCGCUCUCCUCGCCGUGCCCAGCCACAGGGAGCCCAGGAGUGCGGCUGCUAGUGGACACGUCGUCUUUUACCGCUCACAGGUUUCUAAAGACGAGGAGAAGAUCAGCCAUGGAGGACCCAUCUCCGUUGGGUUUUAGGUUGCUAUGCUGGAGACUCCUUCCUGACCUUUGACCCUUGCACGGACCCUUCAGUACCUUUGCUGUCAUGGCUGCAGCUCCUGAGAGCCACGCCCCCCGCUUACAGAAGCCCGAGACCUCGGAGGUAACCAGAGGCCGCCCACCCUCCACCUGUCUGCCCUCCUACUGGACCAAACUCUCCCCGUAGCCGCGAUCGGAGCCUCUUCACUCCUGCCGACCCUCGUCUGGUCACCACAGAAUUCUGUUCCUUCCAGAUUCCAGACUACUUGUAUUGCUAAUUUUGAGGAGCCUUGUUUGUCUCUUUUUGUCUGUGAAUAACCAGAGACUACGCAAUUAGAAGUGUCUCCUGGAUGAAGCCUAAAACUUUUUUCCCCUCCUCAUAUCCACCUUGAAAUCAAAACUGAAGUUCCAUAUAUAUUUACUCUGUUUUCCAACACUAAACCUUCUCUCUCUGUGAUACCUGUCUGCAUCCACCUGCUCUCUGAUUGGCUAUGAGCGUCGUUCUCAUUUAUCUCAUACGCAGUGUUCAAUCAGCUGACCGCAUCCCCGUACUCCUGAUCCACAUCCUCCUCCUGUCCCCCGAGCAACGUAGCCACCAGUCCACACACCGUCACGCUCCCUUGGCUUUUGCCCUCUAACCCAGCCUUUCUUGCACUGUUUACAUCCUCCUUUUCUCCUCCUGCAGCCUCACACACUGUACAGUGUUUCUGUAUAUAGAGCGACGCAUGUUAUCUCCAACAAAAUAUCAGAGUAUUUCAUUAUGAAGAGAUGUUACAUGUAUAUUGAAGAAGAUAUCAUAUUCAGCAGCAUUUCCAUGGUCAAUUUGUAUUAUGUCAAGCUACAGUGCACUAGCAGCUUGUAAGCAGAAUGGAUGGACAGCGCUGUUUGAAGUGAUCAUGUGUAUUUAUAAAUGGCACAAAAUGACGUGUAUUUAAAUAUCGGCAUGAAU
Salarias fasciatus (jewelled blenny) is the source of this 1806-nucleotide messenger RNA. It is a transcript of the gene rab4a, whose product is annotated as RAB4a, member RAS oncogene family. The transcript has 8 exons. Gene Ontology annotation, biological process: Rab protein signal transduction. Lineage: Eukaryota; Metazoa; Chordata; Actinopteri; Blenniiformes; Blenniidae. Gene Ontology annotation, molecular function: GTPase activity; GTP binding. The record is from RefSeq and is a predicted model, not a curated record. The coding region runs from base 131 to 772 and encodes 213 amino acids.